Molecule: messenger RNA, 831 nt
Organism: Phragmites australis (common reed)
Lineage: Eukaryota; Viridiplantae; Streptophyta; Magnoliopsida; Poales; Poaceae
Product: actin cytoskeleton-regulatory complex protein PAN1-like
Exons: 3
Coding region: 35-676 (213 amino acids)
Source: RefSeq, a predicted model, not a curated record
AAAAAAAUAAAAAAAAGAGAGAGAUAAGUACUGGAUGGAUCGAUCCUCAACCCGAUCCAUCCAGACUCUUCAGUGCUCGUGCUUCGCGUCUUUCUCUCGCGUGUCUCUCUCUCUCACACACUCUCUCUCUCCAUCGCUGCUGUGCGCUGCUGUCCGCUGCGCCGGCCGUCGCCGCCAGAGCGUCGCGCCGCCGUGCGCUCGCGUUGCUGCCGCGCUGCCGUCCGCCGCGCCGGCCGUCGCUGCCAGAGCUAGCGUCGCGCCGUCGUGCGCCUGCGCGCCGCUGCCGCGUGCGCCGCGCCGCCGCCGUCGCGCCGCCGUGCGCGCUGCCGCCACCUGCUCUGUGCUGGCCGCCGUGAAGAAGCAAGCAGCAGCCAGCACCGAAGAAGCAAGCAAGCUGCCGGCAGAGCAAAGAAGCCAGGAAGAAAAAAGAGAAAAGAAAAGAAAAGAAAAGGAAAGAGGAAAAAAAAAGAAGAAGAAAGAAAGGAAAAAAAAAAGGGAAAAAAAAGAAGGAAAAGGGAAAAGUUGGAAAUUUCGGAUUUUCGUCGGAUUCAUCGUCAAUCUUUCGAAGGUGAUUUCUCGAUGGUACUAUUUUCGGACGUUCUUGAUCGAAUUUUCUUCAUCGUCGGUAAAGGUAUGUUUAGAUGUUGACGUGCAUUUUGGGGAUGGAUCUCGGUAGCUGCACACACUAACUUAUCACGAUGUCGAUAGCUCAACCGGUGUAUACAAGUGGUGUGUCUGAUGGUUCGUCGUUUGUUUUUGUUUAUGUUGUGGUACGACGCUGGUAGCGUCGUGGUGGACUCUAUAUAUAUGCUGGUUAUAUCUGUUUCUGCC